Thlaspi arvense is the source of this 1149-nucleotide messenger RNA. NCBI's taxonomy places the organism in Eukaryota, Viridiplantae, Streptophyta, Magnoliopsida, Brassicales, Brassicaceae. The record is from the annotation of a GenBank genome assembly.
AUGAAUCACGAGGCAGCAAGGCAACAAGGUUUCGCAGUGCCGAGAAGACGCUACCUUCCUUAUGAAAACAGGAUGAACAGAGGUCCAUCAAAGUGGUCAAGAAACCUGGUUUGGACGGCAUCAGAUGGCAACAGGCCAAGUAAGAAUCGUGGGCCGGUUUCAUGUAUAUGCAAGUUUUGGAAAGCCGGAAACUGCAAGAGGGGCGAUCAAUGCCGGUUUCUCCACUCUUGGUGUUCCUUCCCUGGAAUGGCCAUGGUUGCUUCUCUCGAAGGACACGAGGCGGAUCUAAAGGGCAUCGCCCUUCCCACGGGCUCAGAUAAACUCUUCUCAGCCAGUGGCGACGGUUCGUUGCGCAUAUGGGACUGCCACACCGGCCAGUGCGUUCGUACACUCAACCUCCAGGCAGAGGCAGGGUCUCUAAUCAGCGAAGGCUCAUGGGUGUUCCUCGGCUUGCCCAAUGCUGUGAAGGCCUUUAACGUUCAGACCAGUAGAGAUUUGCAUCUUGACGGGGUCGUGGUUGGUCAGGUCCAUGCUAUGACUGUUGGAUAUGGAAUGCUCUUUGCUGGGACAACUUCUGGUAGCAUCUCUGUCUGGAGAGUUACUGACACCGAGUCUGAUCCAUUUACAUACCUCACAUCCCUCGAGGGAUAUCACAGUGGCCCAGUCACGUGUUUUAUUGUCGGAGAACAUCGACUAUACUCUGGCUCUGUGGAUAAAACGAUAAAGGUGUGGGAUCCCAACACACUGGAGUGUAUAAUGACCCUGAGGCAGCACACGGACACUGUCACGUCUCUCUUAUGCUGGGACCAGUAUCUGUUUUCGUCUUCGUUGGAUGGAACCAUCAAAGUCUGGGCUUGUUCUGAGGAUGGCAGCUUGGAAGUUACUUAUACAAGCAGACAAGGAGAAAAAGUGCAUGCUCUUGGUGGGUUGACCGACGCAGAGGCCAAACCGAUGCUGUUCUGCUCUUACCAAGGCGGAGCGGUCAGCAUCGUCGAUAUACCAUCUUUUCAAGAAAGAGGAAAGAUGUUCUCGACGCACACGAUCGGCACACUCACAUUUGCUCACGGCGGACUCUUCUUCAGUGGAGACAAGAGUGGGAAGCUGCGUGUCUGGAGCUUAGCUGCCACUAAAGAAUCGAGCGAGAACUGA